This is a messenger RNA of Pseudophryne corroboree (corroboree frog), 5086 nucleotides long. RefSeq names its product ferroxidase HEPHL1-like. Gene Ontology annotation, molecular function: ferroxidase activity; signaling receptor activity; copper ion binding. Gene Ontology annotation, cellular component: plasma membrane. The transcript has 20 exons. NCBI's taxonomy places the organism in Eukaryota, Metazoa, Chordata, Amphibia, Anura, Myobatrachidae. Bases 426 to 3863 code for a protein of 1145 amino acids. The record is from RefSeq and is a predicted model, not a curated record.
ACCCCCAGGAAUUUCAUUUUUACCCCAUUUGGGGUAAUUUACCCCUGUUCCCUGACCACUGCUAUAAAGGAACCUUUAUGUGUAUGCAUCUGGGUUUAGACAUACUUCAGUGUCCUGGGGGUAAUUAACAUAUUUCUAUGUACUUUGCAUCACUUUUGCAGAUAGUUUGAAUGUUUGUGCAAUAUGCAGCGUAAUCCUCAGGCAGCAUUAGCUCUUAGCUAUUAAAUACCAGCAGUCAGAUCAUCAGUCUCCAGCCCUGUGUCCAUAACAACCUCAGGCCAGCCCUGAUCCUCUGUGCACAAUUUCCCCUGUGUCUAGUCCCAACCUCUGCUGCCUGGCAGGGGGCGUGUCCUUUGUUGAACAGAGCCAGCUCGCCUACAAAUCUGGAAGCACUUCAUGCAGUCCGGCUGCAGACUGGGACAGACAUGCCUUCUCCUUACUGUGUGACCAUUGUGGCUCUGCAGCUUCUCUGGCCUCUCCUGGGACUGGCAAAAUCACAGACAAGAACCUAUUACAUUGGCAUUGUGGAGGAACCCUGGGACUAUGCCCCAUCUGGGCGCAACCUCAUUACAGGACAGAACAUAUCGGACGAUGGAGAUGCAGCAACGUUCCUGGAGAAUGGCAGGGACAGAAUAGGACGCGUUUAUAAGAAAGCCAUCUACAAACAAUUCACUGAUGGCCAGUACACUAAGGAGGUCGGUAAACCCGCCUGGCUGGGGUUUCUCGGCCCAAUCAUUAAGGCAGAGGUAGAAGAUACAAUCAUUGUGCAUUUGAAGAAUAUGGCUUCCAGACCGUAUACUGUACACCCACAUGGGGUCUUCUACAAAAAGGAUUCAGAAGGCGCCCUUUAUCCAGAUGGAACCAGCAAGGCAGACAAACUUGAUGACGCUGUCCCUCCUGGAGGACAUCACACCUACACCUGGAUUGUUAAACAGGAAUAUGCACCAACCCCUGAAGACCCCAACUGCCUGACCUGGAUCUACCACUCUCAUAUUGAUGCUCCCAGAGACAUUGCAAGUGGUCUGAUAGGGGCAAUACUGACCUGUAAGAAAGGGAUACUGGGUGGUUCUUUAAACCGGUUGGAUGUAGACAAGGAUUUUGUGCUGAUGUUCAGUGUUGUGGAUGAGAAUGCCAGCUGGUACCUGGAGGAGAACAUCCAGACCUAUUGCUCCAAGCCGGACAUUGUGGACGUGGAUGAUGAAGACUUUCAGGAGAGUAAUUACAUGCAUGCGAUCAAUGGAUUUCUGUUCGGUAACCUGCCAGCUGUGGACAUGUGCCUAGGUGACUCGGUGUCUUGGCAUUUGUUCGGAAUUGGCAAUGAAGUAGACAUCCACUCAGCAUAUUUCUAUGGUCACACCGUCACUAACCAAGGACAUCGGACGGAUGUCAUCAACCUGUUUCCCGCCUCUUUCGUCACAGUGGAAAUGGCCCCAUCGACUGCUGGAAAGUGGAUGAUAAGCUGCCAAGUAAAUGACCACAUACAAGCUGGAAUGAUGGGCUUGUACAAUGUUGGUGCCUGUGGAAAGUCUCCCGCCAUUUUGAAACCUGAAUCUGUGAGAAAAUACUUUAUUGCUGCAGAGAAGACCGUGUGGAAUUAUGCACCAGGGAACGUUGACAAAUUCACUAACCAGGCUUUAGACACUCCAGGGAGUAACUCAGAGGCCUUUUUUACAAAGAGCAGCGACAGGAUCGGUGGAUCUUACAUGAAAGCUCGUUACACAGAGUAUACGGAUGAAUCAUUUACUACUAAGAAGAACCCAUCUAAAGACGAGGAACAUCUCGGAAUUCUGGGCCCAGUCAUCAAAGCUGAAGUGGGAGACACCAUCUUGGUUAUGUUUUCCAAUAUGGCUGACAGGAACUACAGCAUGAUGCCUCACGGGGUGUCAUUCAGCAAAGAUUCAGAGGGUGCGCCAUAUGUAGAUGGUACCAUUGGGAAAGAAGGAUCUCAUGUUAAACCAGGAGACACCUUCACCUACACCUGGAAAGUCCUAGAAGAAGAUGGACCUACUGACAGCGAUCCGAAUUGCCUGACUUACCUCUACUAUUCCGCAGUUGACCCAGUAAAGGACACUAAUUCCGGACUGGUGGGUCCCCUGCUGGUCUGUAGAAGGGGUUCACUUCUCUCUGAUAACACACAGGCACAGUUAGAAAAGGAGUAUUUUCUGCUAUUCACAGUCUUUGAUGAAAAUUUGAGCUGGUACUUGGAUGAAAAUAUUGAGAUGUUUUCUACAAAUCCGCCACCCAAUUACACAACCGAUGAGGAAUUUCUGGAAUCAAAUAAAAUGCACGCUGUUAAUGGCUACAUGUUUGGAAACCUGCCCGGUCUUGUCAUGUGCCGGUUGGACAACGUCUCCUGGCACCUGCUUGGACUGGGCACAGAGAUUGAUAUACAUGGGAUCUACUUUCAAGGAAACACCCUUACCCUGGGGGGAAUGACCAGAGACACCGUCAGUCUAUUCCCGCACACAGCAGUCACGGCGUACAUGCAGCCAGAAGAAGCCGGUGUAUUUGAAGUGGGCUGUCAGAUUGUGGAUCAUUAUGUCAGUGGGAUGAAACAUAUGUAUACAGUACAGGCAUGUGAUAAUUCCACUACAGAGGAACGCCAAUAUGGAAUCAUGAGAACUUAUUUCAUUGCAGCAGAGGAGGUGGAAUGGGACUAUUCCCCCAAUAGAGACUGGGAACUCGAGAAACAUAACAUCACUGAACAUGAACAUGAGAGCCCAGGACACAUAUUUGUUACUUCUGAUGAGAAUCGCAUCGGAUCUAAGUACAAGAAAGCAGUUUAUAGGGAAUACACAGAUGGACAGUUCACGGAGCUGAAGGAACGGAGCCCAGAGGAGGAACAUCUGGAAAUACUGGGUCCGUUUAUACGAGCAGAGGUGGGAGAGAGUAUACUAAUUGUGUUUAAAAACAAAGCCACACGUCCAUACUCCAUAUAUGCACACGGUGUCCAGGUGGUGGAUCUUGGUGGUGGAACCACGAUUCAAGCCACACAACCAGGAGGAACAAACACUUAUAGAUGGAAUGUUCCAGAACAUUCAGGACCUGGGAGUAAUGACCCAGAUUGUAUAACGUGGGCUUAUUAUUCCAAGGAAGAUUUUGUGAAGGACUUGUACAGUGGCCUUGUGGGACCACUAUUAACCUGCAGGAAGGGUGUGCUAAAUAAAAUGGGACUGAGGAAGGACAUUGCCCGAGAAUUCGCUUUACUGUUCCUGGUGUUUGAUGAAAACACAUCGUGGUACUUGGAUGACAAUUUACAGCACUAUAUUCACAAAGACCUGAGUGGUAUCACUAAUACGGAAGAGUUUGAGGAAAGCAACAAAAUACACGCAAUAAAUGGAAAGAUCUAUGGAAACCUCCAUGGACUGACCAUGACUGAAGGGGACAAGACCAACUGGUACCUGCUGGGGAUGGGCAAUGAAGUUGACAUACAUACUGUACAUUUCCAUGCUCAGAGCUUCAUUUAUAAGAAGGACAAGGCGCACCGAGCGGAUGUGUUUGAUCUCUUCCCCGGGACAUUUCAGACUAUAGAACUGGUGGCGGGUAAUCCUGGGACCUGGCUGCUGCACUGUCAUGUCACGGAUCACAUUCACGCUGGCAUGGAAACAACGUUUACCGUGAAGCGGCGGUCAGACCAUGAAGAAAAUACUACUCCACCCGAUUCUGACAGCGUGACUGGAGUGCCGUUCCUGGGACGCGUCCUGACAGCAAGCCAGGCCAAUGUUGCUCUCCUGUCUCUCCUAUUCAUUGGUUUGGCCCUUUUGGUACUUCUGGUUCUAGUACUGACAGUUCUCAGAUGUACAAAGAAAAAGAUGCGUUACAGCACAAUUUCCAAUGGUGCGCUCCCAAUGGACAGUAUAUGAGAACCCAGCUGCCAUGGACUAUAGGAUGACAGGAAGUGCCUUCACAAGUUACUGCUACAUGUUUACAUUGCUGGAGAUGCGUCUGAGCACCCGAAUCUCCGCAGAGUAUGACAAGACAAGGAUGUUUUAUAAGGAAGCCAAGGAAAGUGAUGAGGAGGCGACAUUCUUAGUGACUGACAAAAAGUAGGAAGCGUUAACAGUUGUUACUACACAUGGAUUUUAUUGUUUUGGGGGGGGGUUUCCAGAGACUUUGGACAAAAAGACAUUUUGAAAAUUGCUGCUUUAAAAAGUCAUUUACCUAAUCUACUAAAGGUGGAAGGAUCAUCAAAAUAUAAGCACAGAAGAGAAUACCAGUGACUGCUAUAUACAAUACACAGAGCCUCCCAGUGACCGCUACACAGUACCCAGGUCAUACCAAUGGCCACCAUACAAAACACAGAGCAUCCCAGUGGGUGCAAUUCUGUACAGAGCAUUCCAGUGAAAAGCAUACAGGUGACUAUCAUGCAAGAGCAUCCUGGUGACUAUCAUACAGUUACGCAGAGCAUCCUAAUGACCGCCAUACAAUACAUAAAAUAUCCCAGUGACCGCCAUACAGCACACAGGCAGCAUCCCAGUAAGAGCUAUGCAGUACACAAAGCAUCCAAACUGUCAGCCUCUGAUGUAGCUGCCAAACACCUCAUUGUGGCCUUUACAAGGGAAAGGAUACUGGCAAAGUACUUUACCUGGAGUGCCCGCUAAAACUUGUGUGAUUAAGAACUUGCUCACAAUUUACAAGGAACAUCGCUCUCCCCUCCCAAAUUAUUCUACUUGAAGAAAUCACAAGGUCUAUUUUUUUAUAUAGAUGUCUUUUCACUGCUCAGUGACUAUGGAUGAGAACUACAGUAACAUUAAAAAUCUGAUACAGACAGUGAUGCCUGAUAGGAAGCGAGUUGGGUCAGUUUAGUUGGUAUCAAAAAGCAAAAGAGAUCCCGCAUGGUAGGGAGGGGAGACUCUAACAUUGGACUCUCAUUGUGGGGCUAGUCCUGUGUCCCCCCUGCACUGGUGUAUACUAACAGGGGUGACAGGUGUGGUAUACCACUGCAAAAGCAGAUCCAAUCGCUUUCUCUACUUUUCAUCAGAAUCUGUCUGUCUUCCCCUGCACUCUCUCUCAGAUGUUCACUGCUCCUCAUAUGCGCUAUUGAAAGCAGAAGUAUGGCGGCAUCUGUAUAAAUUCUGAUAUAUAA